Messenger RNA from Endocarpon pusillum Z07020, 1173 nucleotides. RefSeq lists its product as uncharacterized. Bases 1 to 1173 code for a protein of 390 amino acids. Gene Ontology annotation, cellular component: mitochondrial inner membrane. Lineage: Eukaryota; Fungi; Ascomycota; Eurotiomycetes; Verrucariales; Verrucariaceae. The transcript has a single exon. Gene Ontology annotation, biological process: mitochondrial respiratory chain complex IV assembly; protein insertion into mitochondrial inner membrane from matrix. Gene Ontology annotation, molecular function: membrane insertase activity. The record is from RefSeq and is a predicted model, not a curated record.
AUGUACCGUCGCCACCAUGCAGCAUUGGUUGGUCGAUGGCAGCCCUCCCUCCUCAAGCGCUCCCAGCUCCAAUACCACAUUAGACCACCAUCACCACCGUCGCUCGCACGCAACUUCCACUCCCCCAAACUCGCCCAGUUCAUGGGCCUAUUCGCGACCCAAACCGGCACAGAUUAUGCGUCCUACAUCUUGACACUCAUCCAUGACUACAGCGGCUUACCAUGGGGCCUCUCCAUCCCCAUCACGGCAAUCCUCCUCCGCUCCCUCUUCGCACUCCCAAUCUACUACGCCAUCAUCCUGAACCAGCGGAAGAUGGACAUGGGCGAGCCCUUGCGGGAAGCAUACCGAAACGCCUGGAUCAAGAAAAUACAGGAAGCAGCGAGGCACGCGGGAGAGAACGCCCCUUCAGAGUUUAAAGCAAUGAGUCUAGGAGGGAACAGUGAAGUGACGAUGCUGUUUUCCAAGCACCUCAAAUACAAUCCCUACGUUGCUAUGCUUCCUGUGCUCUAUUGGCCAGUUUGGGCCAAUUGUGUUUAUGUGCUGAUGGGGAUGAGCGGUUGGGGAGAUUCCUCUCCGGAGAAAGUUGCAGCAUAUCCAGUUGCCCCCGAUCCAAGCCUGGCAUCAGAAGGGCUGCUCUGGUUUCCUGAUCUGACGGCUUUCGAUCCCUUCCUCUGUACGGUAUUUGUCGGCUUGCUCAUUAACAAUGCGGCAUCCGCAGGGUUUCAAGGCUUGAGGCUUAGGGAACCCUUUUCUACGGCGCACGGCUGGCCUCGUUUUAGAUACCGGUUCUACACUAAAUCUUCGAUCGUAAUUUCAGCUCUCUUUGGCAUCUGCUUCUAUGGUGCUGAGGUACCUGCAGUCUUGGCCCUGUUUUGCGUGUCAUCUUCUGCAUGCGCCCUGGUACAACGAGGCUUGAUGAGGAGAUGGAUAGGGCAAAGUACGAAUACGAUCAUGCCAGCACAGCCAAGAGAAAUGAAAAUGAGAAAAGGGGUAGCAACUGAUGCACAUGGGAUUCGUAGCUAUGGACAGAGUGUGCUUGUUCCCAAAGAAUUCGAUCACUUAUUCCAGAGGACACAAACCACACUGGAUUCUCGUAGGGCACCUUUGGCCUCUGAUCCUGCACAAUCGAUUGCUCAGAAGCCUUCUCACCGAGUGAGAGCUGAAAAGGAGUAG